GCUUCAUGGCGUUAAGGCCUGCGUCCCGAAUGCUGCGGCGGCUCCUGAGGUCCGGUGCCCGGGGCUGCAGCUCGGGGGCCCCGGUGACGCAGCCCCGCCCCGGGGAGCCCGCGAGACCUGCCAGGGAGGUCCCUCUAAGGCAGAGGAGCGAGAACUGAAUAACCCUAACGCCUGUGCUGCCCUCUCCCCUCAGACGCUGGACUGGGUCUUUUAUAUGGGGCUGUCCAUGAGGCUCCAGUUCCUGCAGAAGCAUGCAGCUCCCUUCUCCGCCUUCCUCACAGACAGCUUUGGCCGGCAACACAGUUACCUGCGGAUCUCUCUCACAGAGAAGUGCAACCUCCGGUGCCGGUAUUGCAUGCCUGAAGAGGGUGUGUCUCUGACCCCCAAAGCUGACCUCCUAACCACAGCGGAGAUCCUGACCCUUGCUCGGCUCUUUGUGAAGGAAGGUGUGGACAAGAUCCGUCUCACCGGUGGGGAGCCGCUCAUCCGGCCGGAUGUGGUGGACAUCGUGGCCCAACUUCACCAGCUGGAAGGGCUGAAAACCAUCGGUGUCACCACGAAUGGCAUCAACCUGGCCCGGCUGCUGCCCCAGCUUCAGCAGGCAGGACUCAACGCCGUUAACAUCAGCCUGGACACUCUGGUUCCCGCCAAGUUUGAGUUCAUCGUCCGUAGAAAAGGCUUCCACAAAGUUAUGGAGGGUAUCCACAAAGCCAUCGAGCUUGGUUACCGGCCUGUGAAGGUGAACUGUGUGGUGAUGCGUGGCCUGAAUGAAGAUGAGCUUCUGGACUUUGUGGCCUUGACAGAAGGCCUUCCCCUGGAUGUGCGCUUCAUCGAGUACAUGCCGUUUGACGGCAACAAGUGGAACUUCAGGAAGAUGGUUAGCUACAAGGAAAUGCUGGACACCAUUCAACAGCAGUGGCCAGGGCUGCAGAAGCUGCCGGAAGAGGAUUCCAGCACAGCCAAGGCAUUUAAGAUCCCUGGUUUCCAGGGUCAGGUCAGCUUCAUCACGUCCAUGUCAGAGCAUUUCUGUGGGACCUGCAACCGGCUGCGCAUCACUGCUGACGGGAACCUCAAGGUCUGCCUCUUCGGGAACUCUGAGGUGUCACUGCGGGACCACCUGCGGGCGGGGGCCUCGGAGGAGGAGCUGCUGAGGAUCAUUGGGGCAGCGGUGGGUAGGAAGAAGCGGCAGCACGCAGGCAUGUUCAAUAUUGCCCAGAUGAAGAACCGUCCCAUGAUCCUCAUCGGGGAAAUUCUGAUGCUUCAAGAUUCCCCACCAGCUGCUCGAAGAACUUUCUCCUGGGAUCCCCUACGUAUUCAGAAUCUUAGGGCCAAAGAGAGACCCUCUGUCCCGGUGGCAACUUUGUGGAAGAGGCUCUAUGACCCCAUGGCCCUUCCUCUGUCUCAGCAGUGCCUAGGGUCUGGCUCCCCUCAAAGACACUACAGCUCCUACCCAGAGCCCAACACUCACUCUAAGUGCCUUAGCACAGGACCCCAGGUCCCUGCUGUCCCCUCAAGUCCGGGGCCGACCUCAAAUCAGCUAACUCAUGUGGAUUCACAAGGACGGGCAACUAUGGUAGAUGUGGGUGGGAAGCCAGUCACAGAGCGGGUGGCCGUGGCCUCUGCUGUGGUUCUUCUUGGCCCUGUGGCCUUUGAGCUUGUCCGGCAGAACCAGCUGAAGAAGGGAGAUGCUCUGGCGGUGGCCCAGCUGGCUGGAGUCCAGGCAGCCAAGCUAACUAGCCAGCUGAUCCCGCUGUGCCACCAUGUGGCCCUGAGCCACGUGCAGGUGCAGCUGGAGCUAGACAGUACACGCCAUGCUGUGCUGAUCCAGGCACGCUGCCGGGCCCAGGGCCCCACUGGGGUAGAGAUGGAGGCACUGACCUCAGCCACCGUGGCUGCCCUUACCAUGUAUGACAUGUGCAAGGCAGUUAGCAGGGACAUUGUGGUGGCAGAGGUGAAGCUCAUCAGCAAGACUGGAGGUCAGCGGGGGGACUUCCAGCGGGCUUAGGGUGCCUCACUCCCUCCUCAUGUCUCCCAAAGGGAUACAAUUUGGGCUGAGGAAAAGGUGUCACAUUCCUCUAAAUCUACUCACUGUGACCUAGGGUCACCCCAGUAUUUAUUGUAACCUGUGAGGUGUCCUCAACACAAGACACCUCAGGCCUUGAUAACUCCCAAGACUGGCAAUGGAAGGUUUGAUGCUGGAUACCACCCCCACCCUCACCCCCACCCCCAUGUCAUGUCAUAUUACUUGGGUUGUUUGAGACAGACAGCUUUAGGCAUCCCUCUCAUCUAGGGUUCUCUCUUCUCUUCCCUGGGGAGAGAAUAAGGGCUCAUUAAGCAGAGGAACCCGCUCUGAGAAGGAAAAGCACAAGCUUUCUAAUGAAUGUAUCAGACUUGCCGCUCCCUGGCCUCCAGCCGUCUCCAACAGGAUACGGACCACAACUCUAAGGAUGUGCCAACAUUUACCCACACCUGGUUUUGCUCACUGUGGUCUGCCCACACCUCUCUACUCUGGCCCACAUCCGGGAAAGGAGUUGAAGGUGACCUUUACUCUCACAGCGCACAAAUAAAGCCAUGAUGCCAGUUUUGA
Molecule: messenger RNA, 2587 nt
Organism: Meriones unguiculatus (Mongolian gerbil)
Lineage: Eukaryota; Metazoa; Chordata; Mammalia; Rodentia; Muridae
Gene: Mocs1
Product: molybdenum cofactor synthesis 1
Exons: 12
Coding region: 215-2005 (596 amino acids)
Biological process (GO): Mo-molybdopterin cofactor biosynthetic process
Molecular function (GO): 4 iron, 4 sulfur cluster binding; GTP 3',8'-cyclase activity; metal ion binding
Source: RefSeq, a predicted model, not a curated record